This is a messenger RNA of Dendronephthya gigantea, 3687 nucleotides long. RefSeq lists its product as uncharacterized. The transcript is spliced from 25 exons. NCBI's taxonomy places the organism in Eukaryota, Metazoa, Cnidaria, Anthozoa, Malacalcyonacea, Nephtheidae. Gene Ontology annotation, molecular function: phosphatase activity; metal ion binding. Gene Ontology annotation, biological process: dephosphorylation. The record is from RefSeq and is a predicted model, not a curated record. The coding region runs from base 149 to 3130 and encodes 993 amino acids.
ACGUAAAUAUUGUACUGAGUAGGCUUCGUAUGGUGGUAACUAUGUGAACUACCAUUACAUUAUGACCUUCUCCAUAUGAAUACGUCGAAUUAUCUUCGUAAUAUUACUGGCAUUAGUGUGAUCGUAAACGAAGUGUCAUCUUGGUGAAAUGUUUUACAGACCGAUGCCCCGAACUCUUAGACGCAUUAUGGGUUCGCGGGAGAAUUUAGAUUGCAGUCUUUCAGAUGAUUUGGAUCAGAUUGACAAGACGUCGUCGGCUAAAGCUAAGCCUGCACGGCUUAUGGUCGGAGUUAUUGCGGGUCGUAACUUGAUAAGCAUGGAUGUCGGUGGUAAAUCAGAUCCUUACUGUAUCAUCACAGUUGGCGAAGAAGAAGCAAAAACAGUCGUACAAUACAAUACUGUUGACCCGGAGUGGAACGCCAGUUUUGAUUUCUCUUUGUACCAAGGGCCACAUUUUAAAUCAAGUGACGAAAAUGUUGAGGAUGGUGAUUCCGAGCAAUGCAUCGUCCAUUACAUCAUGAUUGAUGUGUGGGAUAAAGAUACGUUGAAUAGAGAUGAUUUCAUGGGUCGUGUGAUGGUUCCAGUCUCUUUACUCAGUCAUGAAAGUUUGUGUGGUUGGUUUCAACUGGGAAGAACGUCUUCCCGUGAUGCCCAGUUCACUGGAGAGAUAUAUCUUGAACUACGCAUUAAAUCCCAACUGCCGAUUACCAGAUGGAAUGCUGAUGAACAAUUGUACAAAUAUUGCAAUGAACUGAAAGAUUUUGAACUUCCAGUCCAGUGCAUAUCGUCUGUUCUAAAUUUUCCAGGUGAGACGGAACGUGUUGAAAUGCUACUCGAGAAUGUUGUUAUCGAAAUCAGCAAACAACGCGAUGUUGGAACUGUUUACUUGACAAACUACAGGCUGAUAAUUAUUUGCAAGUCUAACGAAAAAUUGUCCGAGGAUCAUUCCAUGUGGAUUGCUUUCAAAAAUAUACAAUCUGUCGAUAAGGCAGUCGAUGAAAAGGCCGUGCGAAGAAGUUUGUCUGGCAACCGUCGUAUAUCAGAAGUAAAAUGUCUGACUAUUCAAUGUUGCGACUUCAGAAAAAUCCGUCUCACAUUUGUGGACUUCAGUCAGUCAUCUCAGCCUUCUAUCAGUCUUACAGAGACUCUACGGCAAUCAUUUCUCAUUCCUGAGUUCAAUCCCAAGGCAGGAGAAUUCCUUCCUUCGAAUGGAGAGAUCAUUGCAAGCAAUUCUUCAAAAAUUGACGUGUUGCAUGGCAACGAUGACGAAGAUGGUGAUAAUUGGUCGUUAUGUGAAGAUGAUGACGUUGAGGAGGGGGAAGAUAUUACACACGAUGAAGUAAAAAUUGGUCGGUCAUCGCCGCGUGUCAUUAAACGUAUUUUCUCACCUUUGGCCAACUCACUUGGCGAUAUUGGCCGGAUGUUGGCUAGUGUUCAGGGUUCUUUCACUCCAAACUGUGCAAAUACUCCACCUGAUGAAGCCCCAAUUAAAGACGAUAGAGAUACAGACGAAGUCACCACCAAGAAAAAGAGUUUUAUUCACGAAUACGUCAAUACGUUGUAUGUUCGACUAUCCUACCUGAUACCAAGUGUCACUGAUAAUCCUCUUUCCAAAGAAUUUGUAAGAGCGUUUCCCCAAAGUACUUCAUGUGGCUGGGACGUUUACAAUGUUGAAAACGAAUUUCGGAGGCAAGAGGUAAACGAACAUUGGCGUUUGUCAGAGAUGAAUUUAACGUAUCGCACUUGUCAGUCUUAUCCUAAGUUAUUUUACAUACCUGCUGGGGUUGAGGACGGAAUUUUACAAAAAUGUGCAGCGUUUAGAAGCAAGGGUCGUCUGCCAGUUCUGUGUUGGUUCAAUAAAACGAAGGGAAAUUUUAUAAUGCGAUGUGCUCAACCACGCACUGGUCCAAGAAAAAAGUUUAGUGUAGAUGACGAAUACGUAAUACAAACGGCGUUGGCAACAAAUACAGCUUCACGAAACUUGGUAAUAUUUGACGCAAGAUCAGCAAUCGCUGCAUCCGGAAACCAACUGAAGGGUAAAGGUACGGAAGAUAUCGACCGUUAUCCUGGAUGUAAACUGACUUUUCUUAACAUCCCGAACAUCCAUGCAGUAAGGGACAGUCUGGAUAAACUUCAAACAGCUUGUCAAACUUCAGAAAAAAAAUGGUUCUCUCAACUGGAAGCUUCGGGCUGGAUGGCGUAUAUUUCUUUAAUUCUUCAGGGUGCAAUAUCGAUCGUUCGCCAUGUUGACCAAAAAGGAAUUGCUGCUCUUAUUCACUGUAGUGAUGGAUGGGACAGAACUGCACAACUUUCUGCUUUAUCUCAGAUACUCCUUGAUCCUUUCUAUAGAACAAUUAAAGGAUUCCAGGUUCUUAUAGAGAAGGAGUGGAUAUCAUUUGGACAUCGAUUCCGGGACAGAAAUGGUCAUCCGUCCUCGAACAGCAACCAAAGAUCACCAAUUUUUGUUCAAUUCCUUGACUGCGUUUGGCAGAUAAUAACUCAAUUCCCUACCUCAUUUGAAUUCACUGGGGAAUAUCUGUUAAGAAUUGUUGAUCAUUUGACCACAGGCUGGUUUGGUACAUUUGCGUGUAAUAAUGACAAAGAAAGAAAUGAAGAAACUAAUUGUCUCAGUUCGAUAUCAUUAUGGGCGCACCUGGAUAACAUUCAAGACGAAUUUAGAAAUGAAAAUUAUAUUUUUGAUGAGGAGGUCUUACAUCCGACAUCAAGUCUACGCCGUCUUCCUCUUUGGUCUGACUACUAUUUGCGUUAUGACGAAACAUUCUGGGCAGCAAACCAGCUCUUUGAAUAUGGGCAACAAAUUGAUAUGGAUGACAAAGUUGAUGGACCGUCCGUUCCUGAAACAGUUGUUUGGGUUGCCAAUGAACGGGUGAAAGAUUGCCAUGAUUGUAAAACAAAGUUCACGCAUUUUAACAGACGACAUCACUGCAGAGCUUGUGGCCAGAUAUUUUGCAAUGACUGCUCAUUGCAUCGUAUAACUUUGUCGAGACUUGGCUAUAAAAAUCAAGAGCGUGUUUGUGAUAGAUGUUAUAUCAAGUAUAGGGACGAAGCGAAGAAGCGUGGCGCAGAUAUAUCAAAGAACUGCGAUGUAGGUUCGUUUCAGGUGUUAUGAGGCUAUACUUCAUGUAUAACAACACUAUAGUUAAGGAAAUCAAAUUUUAAUCAAAUUUUAAUCUUUAUUUUCAUAUAGAGAUUUAUAUAUUUAUAUUAGCAAUUGAAAUUAAAUUAGAUUUUAAGUUUCUUUAAAUACCUGUCAAUGGGUCGAAGUGACUUAGUCGUGACUUGUAUGUGAGAAUACAGGGUGUAUAAAAAACUGCAACCCUGAUAAUUCUCAGAGGCCUAUAUACGAUGUUUUGUUAUUGAAUAGAAGCCAACAUAUAUGAAUAUUACAGUGGUUGCAGCUUUUUUUAAACACCCCGUAGAAUUGACACGUCGUAUCAUAUGCAUAAGAAAAUUUAUUUUAGGAGAGCAAUUUUGGAGUUGCGUAUUAUAUAGCUUUGUCAUUUUAUAAAAGUAUUGUUUCUUGUUUAUAUUAUCGUUUAUAUUGUUUAUAUAAAUUGUUUAUAUAUAUUUAAUCAAUAAUGCAUCAGUGUACGGUUUAUUAUAAAAGUAUUUUGGAUAAUGUGCAGUGUGCUUGAAUCAAUUUUUGUAAUUUUUUAAAUGUUAAAU